AUGGAAAGGAAACCAGAAAAGAAAAAAUAUUCGGGGUGGGAGAGGAAGAGAUUGAAAGAAGUUUCAGAUCGCCAACAAUCGUCAUCCAAAUGUAUCAAACUGGAUACAUAUUUUUCAAGCUGUACGCCUUUAACUGCUACAACAAUACAACCAGAGGUUGAUGUGUCUCAAGAUACCCAAGUACAAAAUGUACAAGCAACAUCUUCUCAGAUGCAUAAUCAAGGCUUCGAGACUCAAGACAAUAAGGGAUUGGCGUUUAGGGGCCAUCGUGAAUCCCAAGGUUUAGGAGAAUCUACAUUAAAUGAAGGCAACUUUUUGGAACUUAUUAAACUCAUUUCUAAGAAAGAUGAUUUGCUGAAACAACAUUUACUUUUCGGUGACAGAAAUGCAACAUACUUAAGUCCCGAUGCUGUUUCAUCUAAUAUUCAAACACAGCUGUUUUUUGGAGUUCUGGAAAGCAUAUAUACAUUUUUUACCGGAAGUCUACCGCGUCUUUCUAUAUUGCAAGAGGGGCAACGCAACAACAUAGAAGCAUUUUCAUUAACACUGAAACGACUUAGUGAUACAAGAUGGGCUUCUAGAAAGACAGCAGUAGAUUCUAUAUUGCAGAAUUUACCAGCACUUGUUCUUGCAUUGCGAAGAAUAGUUGACGGUGAAGUUAAAAACUCUACUUCUAAACAGAUUGCCGUAGGAAAGGGAAUUCUUGUUACAAUAGAGACCUUUGAGUUUUUAGUUGUUUUAAUGUUUUGGAAAAGAAUUCUGCAUAAGGCUUUUAACGUAUCCAUUUAUUUACAGAAAAGUAGCAUUGAUAUGUUAACAGCCUUUCGAUUAAUUCAGAUUUUUGAAAAUGAGAUGAGUAGCUGGAGAAAUGAAUUUGAAUCAGAAUUUGAGCAGAUUGAGAACGAAGCCACUGAGCUCGCUGAGAAAUGUGAUAUCCGUACGGAGUAUAAGCAACACAGGUUAUACAAACGGAAAAUAUUCCACGACAAAGGUGCAGAGGAUACUCAGAUAUCUGACUCUAGGAAAAAGUUCAUUGUUCAAACUUAUUUAGUGUCACUGGACUCUGACAUAACUAGUACAAACACAAGCUUUCAAAAUUUUAAAGAUGUGUCUUCCAAGUUUUGUUGCUUAGACCCAAAACAUUUUGCAUUAGAUGACUGUUUAAUACAGUUGCAGCAAUUAGCAGUGACGUACUCGGAUGUUGUUGACAGUGUAACUGAAGUAGUGCAGGAAUUCGUAUCAUUUAGAACAUUUUACCAAGAAGUUUUUAGUGUAAGCAGUGUAAACAAGGGAGUUUCAACUGAAAAAGAACCUCCGGAAAUAGCGGUGACAGUAAACAGCAUUCUGAAAUUCAUGAUAGCUAAUGACUUGUGUUCUAUGUAUCCAAACCUGGCCACUUUGUAUCGUAUAUUUCUGACUUUACCAAUAAGCAGUGCCGGAGCAGAAAGAUCCUUCAGCCGUCUUAAACUCCUGAAAACAUACAUCCGUUCUACUAUGAACGAAGACAGGUUGUCCAGCUUAGCCCUGAUUACGAUUGAACGACAAUUAGCUUCUGAUGUUGAUUUAAAAGACGUAAUUGAUCAUUUUGCUAAAAUGAAACCUCGACGAAAAAGGAUGUUGUAG
Messenger RNA from Physella acuta, 1623 nucleotides. RefSeq lists its product as uncharacterized. Gene Ontology annotation, molecular function: protein dimerization activity. The record is from RefSeq and is a predicted model, not a curated record. NCBI's taxonomy places the organism in Eukaryota, Metazoa, Mollusca, Gastropoda, Physidae.